GGGAUAAAGUUCCCCAAAAAGUUAGGAAAAAACCUCCUGCUAGAGCAGACCAAUGCCAGACCUACUUUAGAGCGUAACGUACGCGUCCCGCGCGCCUCACCUAACGACGCAGACUUCUCUCGGUCGGACCUCCAACACCACCACCUCCAUCUCACCGCCUUCACUCGGAUAUACUUCACACACCACGGCUACGAAGGUGGACGGCGCGUUCUCCUCCCUGUCCCUGCGUUUCUUCAAGAGGGAAAUGGAAGAGGGCUCGAGUCCCCCGAUGUCCCCUGUGGAUAGUCUCGCGAGCAGCGAGGAGGAGCUGGACGACAGACAGCAGCAGAAACGAUUCGCGGGCAAGAGGAGACACGGCUCGAAGAAGUCUAUCGAGGACGGCAGCCCCGGGGCCGUGAAACGCGGCAAGAAGACGAGCCCGAGCAGCACGCAGUCGUACGAGGAGCUGCAGAACCAGCGCGUGCUCGCCAACGUGCGGGAGAGGCAGCGCACGCAGUCGCUGAACGAAGCCUUCGCGUCGUUACGCAAAAUCAUCCCUACGCUGCCGUCGGACAAACUGAGCAAAAUCCAGACGCUGAAGCUGGCCUCGCGAUACAUUGACUUUCUCUACCAGGUGCUGCAGAGCGACGAGAUGGACAAUAAGAUGUCCAGCUGUAGUUAUGUUGCGCACGAGAGGCUCAGUUAUGCGUUCUCGGUGUGGAGGAUGGAGGGCGCGUGGUCUAUGUCCGCGAGCCACUAGCAGACCCCCCCAACCCCCCUCCACCCCCCUCCCCCUCCGCGCGCGCGGGCUCGUUACUAUGCCACAGCGACUGUUUACUUCCACAAAGAUUGAAGACCAAUGGAAUUAUUGAAGAACCCAGGAACCUCAAGGCGCAGAGGGACGUAGUGUGACACACACAUGCAGACUAUAGAUCCCUUUGGACGCAACUGACACUUUGGACUGCCUGGAAAACGGGGGGUAGUCCCGGGACAGACUCACAUGGGCAGGCCGGAGCUGUCCCUCAUGUCUGACGCAAUCUGCCAAGCCAUCCACAAGUAUUUGGUUCGUGUUCAAAGACACGGAGGUAUCAUGAUAGAGAAUAUAUCGAUAUAUAUAUAUAUAUAUAUAUAUAUAUAUAUAUAUAUAUAUAUAUAUAUAUAUAUAUAUAUAUAUAUAUAUAUAUAUAUAUAUAUAUAUAUGAAUAAGAUGGGUGCAUGUUUUGUGGUAAGCCUAUUCGUUUAUAAAGGGACAAAUGCAAUUUAGAAUCGUUAAGUUCUUGAAAUACGCUGCAUGGAUUUUUUCAUCGACCUUCUUUGGCAAGUCUCAAAGUUCCGUCCAAUGUACAUUUUGUUUUGCUUAUUUAUUAAAAACAUAUUUUUGAACGAGA
Molecule: messenger RNA, 1367 nt
Organism: Gadus morhua (Atlantic cod)
Lineage: Eukaryota; Metazoa; Chordata; Actinopteri; Gadiformes; Gadidae
Gene: twist2
Product: twist2
Exons: 2
Coding region: 245-739 (164 amino acids)
Biological process (GO): regulation of transcription by RNA polymerase II; developmental process
Molecular function (GO): protein dimerization activity; DNA-binding transcription factor activity, RNA polymerase II-specific; RNA polymerase II transcription regulatory region sequence-specific DNA binding
Source: RefSeq, a predicted model, not a curated record